GUCCUCCACCACAGACCAUCCCGACUGCCAUUGGACACCAUGCCGCACAAACGGGCAAAGUUCUCGGUGAGGAUGGCCGACCGUGCCUCCAAGGGCAAGGACCUGGCGCCGACGACGUCCAAUCGGCUCGAGAUUGCGACGAUGCCAAAGGGCGCCAUGCGCAUUCUGCAGGCCGAGCAGGUCCAGAAGGCCUAUCACGAGAGACGGAAGCAGCAGGAGGAAGAGAAAUUGCGGGCAAAGGGAAACGUAAAGGGCAAGGGCAAGGAGGCUGACGGAGCGGGGGUGGAGAAGGAAGAGCUUAGGAUGAGGCCGGGCGAGAGGGCGAGGGACUUCAACAGACGAGUCGAGGAUGCAUACGCGGGCGAAAUCAGCCAGACGAUCAAGGCUACGUCUUCCAGCACGAGCAAGAAGCGCGAUAAUAAAAAGAAGCGCAGUCAGCCUGAUGCUGAGGACGACGAUGACGACGAUGCGGACGAGAGGUUCCGCAAGCGCAGAGCUGCUAAUGACGGAAAAGAUCGGGGGCCUUCUAAAGCAGACCUCAAGAAGGAGCGAGAGGCGCUCGAGUUUGAGAAGGCAAGCCAGAGGAGGAGCGUCAACGACGUCGUCCAGGCCCCGCCCACGCUUACCAAGGCGCCCCGUGGAGAGGGCGCGGCAGCAAAGAAGCGCAAGGCUGAGCUGCGCGCGCUCUUGUCUGGAGGCGAAGUACAGCAAGAGAAACAAAAAGCGAGGCUCCCGGAGCCAAUUCACAAGGCUGCAGGUGGGGGACUCAAGCGGCAAAAGGACCUCGUCGACGAGAGAGAUCGCGCCAUCAAGGCCUAUCGUUCUCAAAAGCAGAGGCAGCAACAGCAGUAACAGUAGUAAUCGUAUCAACAUAAUGAGUCAUGUAAUUGCAAUGAAAGGGUGGGAAAUGUCCCGCAGCACUUCGGCU
Messenger RNA from Acaromyces ingoldii, 928 nucleotides. RefSeq lists its product as hypothetical. The record is from RefSeq and is a predicted model, not a curated record. The transcript is spliced from 3 exons. Lineage: Eukaryota; Fungi; Basidiomycota; Exobasidiomycetes; Exobasidiales; Cryptobasidiaceae. Bases 40 to 852 code for a protein of 270 amino acids.